CACCAAACCUCGCAGUUCACGAAAUUAUUCAUCCCAGGUUACAAUAACCGCGCUUCUUCGUGCGUCGGCAAUAAGCUUAUGCAAGAUGUCUAUCUUAAGCCUGCCUCUGGAAAUCUUGACUUGCAUUUGUGAGCAUCUAGAACCUCAAGAGUGGGGUGCGCUCAGGAUUACAUGCCACCAAAUAUAUGCCAAUACACUGGAAGCCUAUGCGACGCGCUACUUCAAAAGUCUCUCACUUCUUCUCACUCGUGAUAGCCUUGACCAUCUGGAGGAGGUUGCAGCCAGUGAAGCUCUUCGGGAUUGGGUUGAAGAAAUUUGGAUCAUUCCCAAUUUGUUUGAGGGUUGGCCACGAAGGGAUAAGGAGAAUUUCAAAAGUUUGGGUUUGUCAAUGAGGAGACAGAGAAAAGUUCUUAGAAUGAUGCGUGGUGAAAAGGAGGAUCCAACAUCCACCAAUGCUGAGGCCGAGCUUGACGCUCUGUUUGCUGCUUACGAAGGUACAUUAGCAGAGCACCGUGCUAUCCUUGACUCGGAACUUCAUGAGGUACUGGAGAAAUGCCUCCCACGUCUCAAAAACGUCACCAUGAUCGCAUUACGCUCUUACCCCAUUGAAUACCUCCUGUUGAAAGCAAAUUAUCGUUCAUUUCGCUGCCUUGGCUUACGGGAAUUGAAGAAGUUCAACAGCGGUGAUGUACUUGGUCAUUUAACAUUCGCAAGUUUUCGCAAGGAUAUGUUGUCCACGCCUUUGGGUUUGGCAAUCUCACAGUUGUUUCAAGCCAUAAUCAAAUCCAAUCGAAAGAUCCGAUCCCUCCAUACGUGCGGCAAUUACGCUUGCGGGGUGAAUUUGGGGUCCUUGGAAUUGCCAGAGUCAAGGUAUAGAUUACUAUUGCCACUAUUGAGCGAUCUGACGGCUCUGCAUAUGUGUAUCCGCAUUAAGGACCACGAACAAGAUAAAUUCGAAGAAGAGACCUUCAAACGUCUCCUCAAUAUUCUGGUCACAGUUGCACCUAAAUUGAAGAUACUGGCAUUUGCCCAAUGGAACCCCUGGGAAGAAUUAUCCCCAUUGUACUUUGAGGAUCUCUCCGGGAAGAUCCGCUUUUCGCAGCUGGAGGAAAUCCAUCUCCACUCGAUUGAGGUGACCGUGGAUACGCUCAGGCAAUUUCUUCAGACAGCAGCACCGACGUUGAAGCGGCUGAGUAUGGAUAUGAUCAGCUUGACGGAUGCGAUAAUCGCAGCACGAGAUCCAGGCCCAAUCACUGAAGAGAGAAGUAGUUGGGGCUCUUCAUUUUCCAUUGAAGUGGUAAAUGAGAUAAAGACUCUCUGGAUGCAGAGCUUUCAGUUUUUGGCAGAUGACCUAGAGUUGCAAUUUGUCCAGUUGUCUAAACUCGGUUACCGUGGGAGACAGAUAAAGUUGCAGGAUGACUUAUAUAUGGAACGUGGGCAGCCGGAUGCACAACCGGAUUCAUGUGCACAGCCUUCUAUCGAUCCGCACGAUAUUUAUUCUGAUCCAACGGGUGGCCAACUGAUAGCUUUCUAUUUUGAUGCCGAGAAGGCGAGUAUACCGCUCAAGCAAUGGAUCAUGCAGCUUCAAAUGGAGAUGUGCAAUCCUUUGAGCCGUGCACCUUGCCGACUCCCAGGCACCAGCGGUAUGAGCUUCAACCGGGAGGGGAUAAGGUCCCUUAUCAUGUACCCACCUGGACCUGUGCCAGUGGAGGACCCUGGAAGACGAUUGGCGAUAUUAGAGUCCUAG
This is a messenger RNA of Aspergillus eucalypticola CBS 122712, 1747 nucleotides long. RefSeq lists its product as uncharacterized. The record is from RefSeq and is a predicted model, not a curated record. Bases 86 to 1747 code for a protein of 553 amino acids. Gene Ontology annotation, molecular function: protein binding. NCBI's taxonomy places the organism in Eukaryota, Fungi, Ascomycota, Eurotiomycetes, Eurotiales, Aspergillaceae. The transcript has a single exon.